AUGUCUAGCGCCGUUGCUCCCCAUGAACCGGCCACGGUGCGGCCGCGGGCGGUUCCCAUUCAGGCCGACCCCAAGUCUGACAUGACGUUGAAUCCGCCAGUGGACAAGCUGGUCUUGGACACAAGUGGCCGCUCAACCCCGGUCCCCGAAGAUGCACCCCCCUCGGCGCAUUCGAUCUCAACAGCUCGCAAGCAGGUGCGAGCCCGGAAUCGCCUAUUCUAUACUAUCGACUACGUCCCGCGCGUGUCCCACUUUGAUCCUGAGAGUGACUACCAUAACUUCCGCGGGUUCUUUACCCUGUUCUGGAUCAGCUUGGUGAUCAUGGUCGUGACAACGGUGCUGCGCAAUAUCAAGGACACCGGAUCACCGCUGCGCGUCCGUGUCUGGAGCUUGCUAUCUGCAAAUGUUUUUGAAUUAGGUCUGAGUGAUCUGGCCAUGGUGGUGAGCUCGGGACUUGUCCUGCCGCUGCACCGGCUAUACCGGAGCGGGCCACGAUGGUUGCGGUGGGCGCGUGGAGGUAUGGUGGUGCAGAGUAUUGGAGAGGCUCUUUGGAUGAUGUUUUGGACCAAUUGGCCCUUCAUGCGCCGCUGGACCUGGACCGCUCAGGUGUUCUUUACCCUUCACCUGCUGACCAUCCUGAUGAAGCUUCAUUCAUAUGCUUUCUACAACGGCCAUCUGAGCGAGACAGAGCGCCGCCUCGCCUCACUGGACAAACCCGGUCCUAUUUCCCCGAGCUCACCGGCAGCAGUGCGAUACCCAGAACCGUAUCGACGCCGGCCAUCGAUGAGGCCACAGCACGAUGAAGGUGACGGCACACAAAUCGAGCCUCUCAUUCGUCUACGCGAGGACCUCGCCACAGAGCUAACCUCGCCGCUGGGUAAUAUCUCGUACCCGCAGAACCUGCACAUCGGCAACUACGUAGACUUCCUUUUCUGCCCAACACUUUGCUACGAACUCGAGUACCCGCGACGGAAAGCCCGGCGCUGGAGCGAGAUCGCCUGGAAGGCGAUGGCCGUCUUCGGAUGUAUCUUCCUUCUGACGCUGACCAGCGAGGAGUUCAUUGUGCCGGUCCUCAGCGAGGCACACGGCCAGUUGGAGGCCCUUGACAGCUUCGUUGACAAGGCGCUCAUCCUGGCCGAAACUAUAAGCAUGCUUCUGUUCCCUUUCAUGGUGACGUUCUUGCUGGUGUUCCUGGUCAUCUUCGAGUACGUGCUGGGCGCGUUCGCCGAGUACACUCGCUUUGCGGACCGGCAUUUCUAUUCGGAUUGGUGGAACUCCUGUGAUUGGAUGGAAUUCUCUCGCGAGUGGAACGUCCCCGUCCACCAUUUCCUCUUCCGCCAUGUCUACUUCCCCUCCCGCUCUCAUUUCUCCCAGCCUGUGGCUAUGUUCAUCACGUUCUUGGUGAGCUCCGUGUUCCAUGAGCUGGUGAUGAGCUGUAUCACCAAGAAGCUGCGAGGUUACGGCUUCAUCAUGAUGAUGUUGCAGUUACCCAUUGUUGCAGUCCAGAAGUCUUCUUUCUUCCGGGGACGCACAACCCUCAACAAUACAUUCUUCUGGUUUUCAAUGAUAUUCGGCCUAUCGAUGAUGUGUGUAUUUUAUGUCCUUGUCUGA
Penicillium macrosclerotiorum is the source of this 1611-nucleotide messenger RNA. RefSeq names its product putative sterol o-acyltransferase (APE2). The transcript is spliced from 6 exons. Gene Ontology annotation, cellular component: endoplasmic reticulum membrane. Gene Ontology annotation, biological process: ergosterol metabolic process. The record is from RefSeq and is a predicted model, not a curated record. Gene Ontology annotation, molecular function: ergosterol O-acyltransferase activity. Bases 1 to 1611 code for a protein of 536 amino acids. Lineage: Eukaryota; Fungi; Ascomycota; Eurotiomycetes; Eurotiales; Aspergillaceae.